This is a messenger RNA of Acaulospora colombiana, 1569 nucleotides long. The record is from the annotation of a GenBank genome assembly. NCBI's taxonomy places the organism in Eukaryota, Fungi, Glomeromycota, Glomeromycetes, Diversisporales, Acaulosporaceae.
AAGAGAUUUGUGAUGUGGCCCCACGUACCUCCUCACCGCCUGAACAAGGUACCUCAACUUCGUACCCUACGCGACUCGGCCCCUUUCGAGAGCCGAGCGACAAUGUAGCGGACCCGGGACACCGCUACGAUGGUGGACGGGGUUCUGCAGGUCAAGGGUCUCAAAAUAUGCCCACAUAUCCGGAAAUACCUCUUGAUACUGCCUUUCAAGCUGACCAUGCACUACCAUCCCAGGCAAUGGUUCCAGGCCUCCAGAUGUCUCCGGGUGUUGACCGCAAACAGUAUUCCAAUAGCAGAGAUCCUACCAUUGGUACAUAUGCAUUUCUCCCGGGGCUGAAUCCUAUUCCCUCUGCCUCAGCCGCGCAUCCAGAUAAUGACCAUUGCGGUUGUGGCAAAUGUACCCGUCGGAAUCCUCCAUAUUCUCCGAUCAACGACUAUCCUCGAAAUCGGUACACACCUUCAACAAUGCAUCCAUAUAAUGGACAGCCUCAUUUUCCCACAACCUUCGCUAGCGCCGAGUCCUUCCCAGCUCCGCAGACAGACACCGCUGAGAUACCCGCUGACCAGCGCGGGAGAUUUGGCUAUGUCCCUUCAUUGAGCCAUGUCGUCGGCUUUCCACCAGGAUACUUGCCUCUCGACUCCAUAUCCUCGGGAGAGCAAACUUUCCAUUCCGCUCCCUCGAAGGAGUUGAUGGCCAUAAGGUAUCACGGUCUGUCGAUACCCCAGAAUAGCAACGAUCCCUCCAUUCCCUUACGAGUAUUAAAAAUCCCUCUCAACGCCAGUAUCUCGCAUAGUCCGCCAGAACCCGCACAUGCAGGCGGUAUCAUUUUUUCUCUCCAUUCCUCAGAGAAAAAACCCCACAAAAACUCUGUGGACAAGGGAGCUGCGGAACUGUUGCAGAGGUUUGCUGAUGUGAGAGAAGACAAAUGGGGGAAAUGGAAAGAUGGUUUGUUUCAAGAGCCCAAAGGGCAACGCAAGGGCUCUACAGUGCGGAAUUCUGCUGAAACCCUCCAUAAGGAUCUAAUCUGUGCAAGAAUAGAUUCUAGUAUAACGGCAGCUAUCCCCUCCGAGGCGACGAUAAGUGCGCUUGAUGAAGUCCUCUUGAAGGUUCGAGAAGGAGCCGAAUGCAAGAAAGGAGUGGAGCUUCUGAGAUCCCUAGUAGUAUUUUACGCAGGAAAUACCGGGGAUAGUUUGUCAACGGUGAUCCUAGGAAUAUUAGCUAAGUUUAAGGAGGGGUGGAGUUUCCUUGUUGUUGAUGACGGUACCAACUCAAACCUCCCAAGUGGUCCCGAGCAAAUAUCCUAUUCGAUUGCUUCAGCAUCAAAACCCAAAGAUGGAUCAACUCACGAUUCGGGCACCACACUAGAUCCGCAGCAAAUUUGGCGGAAAUCCUUACUCAUCCAAAAAGAUUCGCCUCCGGACCAAGAUGGAUCACACAAACAAGGAACUAAACGCAAGAAUUUUCAGCUUGGUGUCGUGAACAAUGAGGGUGGAGGCUCCAUAAGCGCAGAGAAUAGCUGGGAUACCAGUCAGAACGUACUGGCCAAGCUGGCGAGAUAUUUCCUCGAUG